AUGACGGUGGCGAAAUUCUUGGUUUUCAAGGUGUUUCUGCAGCAUUCGUUUCCCUUGCGGAUCCUGAAAGAUCAGGGGACACCGUUUGUCAACCAGCUGACCAGUGACCUUUACAAGAUACUGGAGGUGAAGCGCGUUACGACGAGCGGAUAUAUUCCGCAAACCAAUGGCUCGUGCGAAAAGUACAAUCAGACGCUUGCGCAUAUGAUGUCGAAGUUCAUAGACGCUGAACAGCGCACCUGGGACGAGGUGCUGCCGUUUGUGGUGUUCGCAACAAACACCAGUAAGCACGACACGACGAAAGAAUCGCCAUUCAAGUUGCUGUACGGAAGGGAGCCGACGCACCCGGUCGACAUCGCCUUUCCGACGGUAGCUGAUGCGCUCUUGUAUGAUGUCGGAGAGCGGAUGGAGGCGCUUCAUGCCAAGGCGAAUGCGCGCAUAGAGGGGAAGCAGAACUACCUCUACGCCCACGACGAUCACCCGGAAGUGACUUACAAGGACGGGGAUUACGUGUUGGUUUUCAACCCUGCCGGAAAGCGCGGUAAGGCGGCCAAGUUACUCAGCCGUUUUUACGGUCCCUACCGAGGGCUUAGGCAAACGUCGCCCGUGAACUAUGGAGUCAAAACUUGUGGGAUUCGGAAACGGAGGAACGUUUUCGUCACCCACGUGUCCAAGAUGAAGCUGUUCUAG
Paramacrobiotus metropolitanus is the source of this 690-nucleotide messenger RNA. RefSeq lists its product as uncharacterized. Gene Ontology annotation, molecular function: nucleic acid binding. The transcript has a single exon. Bases 1 to 690 code for a protein of 229 amino acids. NCBI's taxonomy places the organism in Eukaryota, Metazoa, Tardigrada, Eutardigrada, Parachela, Macrobiotidae. The record is from RefSeq and is a predicted model, not a curated record. Gene Ontology annotation, biological process: DNA integration.